Sordaria macrospora k-hell is the source of this 921-nucleotide messenger RNA. RefSeq lists its product as uncharacterized. Lineage: Eukaryota; Fungi; Ascomycota; Sordariomycetes; Sordariales; Sordariaceae. Gene Ontology annotation, biological process: endoplasmic reticulum to Golgi vesicle-mediated transport. The record is from RefSeq and is a predicted model, not a curated record. Gene Ontology annotation, cellular component: trans-Golgi network; membrane.
AUGGCCUCGCCAGGUGGUAAAGACUAUCACCGUCAACAACCCAUGUUGGACGACGAUGAUCUGAUAGAUCCCGACGAUGCCGACCUCAACGACUUUGACGACCCCCUCGGACCCUCCUCCUCCCGCGCACCCCUAACCGGCACCAUCGGCUCCUCCUCGUCCGCCGCCGCCGGCGGUUCCUCCUCCUCCAACACCCAAUCGGCCUGGACCAACCGCAUCCCCGGCGAAGACCGCCGCGCGCCCACCAACACCAUCGACGAGACCGUCUGGGAGACACUCCGCCGCGACCUGCUGGCCGUGUGGUCCAAGAUGCGCGAGGUGCUGUAUCCGCGCUACCUUUUCGGCGGCACCAUGCUCGAGUCCGAAGACGGGCUGCGGGGCGCUUAUGCCAACAUCCGAAACGCCGGUCUGUCGGGGGCGCGAGACGAGUUGACGGGUUUGGCGAGCAGGGUGAUGGACCCCGAAUCUUUGCUGCAGCAGGGGAAUAUGAGUCCUGGGCUGAGGGAUUGGGAUCUUUGGGGCCCGUUGAUCUUUUGCUUGCUGCUGAGCACCCUUCUGAGCUUUAGGAGCAGGGAGCAGCAGAGGGAGAUUGUAUUCAGUGGUGUGUUUGCGAUGGUGUGGAUUGGGGAGGCGGUGGUGACAGCGCAGAUUAAGUUGUUGGGCGGGAAUAUCUCUUUUGCCCAAAGCGUCUGUAUCAUCGGAUAUACCCUCUUCCCUCUCGUCCUGGCUGCCAUGCUCUCCGCUCUCUCGCUGUACUGGAUCGCCAGGAUCCCGGUCUACCUGGUGCUUGUAGGCUGGUCCUUUGCGGCGGGCGUGAGCAUCCUCAGUGGAAGCGGCGUUCUAAAGAAUCGGGUUGGGUUGGCGGUCUUUCCCCUUCUGAUUUUCUAUGUUGCUUUGGGGUGCUUGUGCUUCAUCAGUUAA